AUGGCCACAGAAGAGAAGGUCUCUGAUGAGAACAUUUCCCAGUUUGAUUUUUCUACGUUGUUAGAGGUCUCUGCCCUUCUGGGCAUAGAUGCAAUUAAAUUUGCAAAGCAAAUAGAAGAGGUGGAGCAGAAGGACCGAGCAAAGAUGCAAAAAGGCUUUAACUCAAGAAUGCGCAGUGAAGCAAAGAGGCUGAAGUCUUUUGUGACCUAUGAGUCGUACAGCUCUUGGACCCCUCAGGAGAUGGCAUCUGCAGGGUUUUACUUAACAGGAGUGAAAUCUGGGAUUCAGUGCUUCUGCUGUAGCUUAAUCCUCUUUGGUACCAGCCUCAGGAGAUGCCCCAUGGAAGACCACAAGAGGUUACAUCCAGACUGUGAAUUCCUUUUGGGCAAAGAUGUUGGUAACAUUCCCAAGUAUGAUGCUCGGGUCAAGUAUUGGGAUAACAACCUGAGAUCUUCGGAUAAAGUGAAGUAUCAAGAAGAGGAGGUCAGACUUGCAUCCUUCAAGAACUGGCCAUUUUAUGCCCAAGGAAUUUCCCCACGUGAGCUGUCAGCAGCUGGCUUUGUCUCUACGGGUAAAAAGGACACCGUGCAGUGUUUUUCCUGUGGUGGGUGUUUGGGAAAUUGGGAGGAAGGAGAUGAUCCUUGGAAAGAACAUGCCAAGUGGUUCCCCAAAUGUGAAUUUCUUCUAAGUAAGAAAACCUCAGAGGAAAUUGCCCAGUAUAUUGAAAGCUACGAGGGAUUUGUUGAUGUCACGGGCGAGCACUUUGUGAAUUCCUGGGUCAAAGGAGAGUCACCGGUGGUUUCAGGACUACAGGACACUGACUCCUGUUUUCCCUGUCGAGAAGAUUUGGAGCAGUGGCAGGAUGGUAAUGACCCAUUACAAGACCCCACCAGGUGCAAGUUCCCCGAUUGUCAACUGCUCCACACUAUGAAGUCCUCUGCAGAAGUGAUGCCAUACCUUCCGAGCCACAACGAACUUUCCAAAAAAAUGGAAACCACAACGGAGAGAAAUAUUGAAGCUUCAGUAGCGGUUAGUUUGAAGGUUCCAGAGUUAUUGCACAGGGAAGCCCAGUGGUUUCAGGAGGCAAAGAGUCUGAAUGACAGACUAAGAGCAGUUUAUACUGAUGCCAAUUUCCAACACAUGUCUUUGCUUGAGAAUGCUUCUAAUCUAGCCACCAACCAGUGGCUGUGCUGUGAUCUGUCCAUUUCUUCAAAGCCCAUCAGUACCCACGGGCAAGAGCCCCUCACAUUGCCGGAGGUCUUUGCCAAACUGAACUCUGUCAUGUGUGUGAAAGGUGAAGCUGGUAGUGGAAAGUCUGUCUUCCUGAAGAAAAUAGCUCUUCUGUGGGCAUCUGGACACUGUCCCCUGUUAAACAGGUUCCAGCUGGUCUUCUAUCUCUCCCUUAGUUCAGCCAGACCAGACAAUGGAUUGGCCAAUCUCAUCUGUGACCAACUCCUGAAGUCAGAAGGCUCAGUUACUGAAAUGUGCAUUACGACCAUCAUCAAGCAAUUGAAGAACCAGGUGUUAUUCCUCUUGGAUGACUACAGAGAUAUGUCCUCAACUUCCAGGGCCAUAGAAAAACUAAUUAAAAAAAACUACUUAUCCAAGACCUGCUUACUGAUUGCUGUUUGUAUACACAGGGCCAGGAGCAUCCACCAGUAUCUUGAUACUGUUCUUGAGAUCAAAGAGUUUCCCUUCUAUAACACCAUCUAUAUGUUGCGGGUGCUCUUUCCACACAACAGGACCCGCCUGCAAAAGUUCAUGGUUUUUUCUAAAAAGAAUAGCAAUGUGGAAGGGAUUCAGAAGACCCCUCUCUUUGUGGCAGCCAUCUGUGCUAACUGGUGUCAGCAUCCCUCUGACCAGCCCUUGGAAAAUGUGGAUGUUUUCAAGUCCUACGUGGAAUGCCUUUUCUUAAAGCACCAAAUGGAAGCUGAUCUUCUCAAAGCAACUGUGUCCUCCUGUGGCCAGCUGGCCUUGAAAGGUGUUUUUUCAUCUUGCUUUGAGUUUAGUGAUGAUGACCUCACAGAGGCAGGCGUGGAUGAAACUGAAGAUCUAGCCAUGUACUUGAUGAACAAGUUCACAGCCCAGAGACUGAGGCCAGUCUAUCGGUUUUUAAAUCCUGCAUUCCAAGAAUUUCUUGCUGGGAGGAAGCUGGUUGAGCUCUUGGAUUCUGAUCGGCAGGAAGAUCAAGACUUAGGGCUUUAUUAUUUGAAACAAAUAAAUUCAUCCAUGAAGGCUUUAGGUCUCUUCAGCGGUUUUAUGAACUAUGUCUCUGGUCAUCCUUCAACCAAGGGAGCACCCCAAAUUGUGUCUCAUUUGCUUCAUUUGGCGGAUGAUAAACAGUCUCUUGAGACGAUCUCUGAGAAUGAUGACUACCUGAAGCACCAUCCGGAAAUGCCACUGUUUGUAGAAUUCUUUAGGAUAUUGUGGCAACUGUGUCCACAGGAUUAUCUUUCUCUGGCUUCUGAACAUUUACUGAUCCUGGCUCUGAAAAUUGCUUACCAAAGCAACGCAGUGGCUGCAUGCUCUCCAGUUCUUUUGCAGUUCCUUCAGAAGAGAACACUGAAGCUGAACAUGCUGAGCUUACAGUACUUUUUUGACCAUCCAGAAAGUCUGUUAUUGCUGAAGAGCAUCCGGGUCUCAAUGCAAGGAAAUAAAACAACACCGAGAGCAGAUUUUUCACUCCUGGAAACAUGUUUCGACAAAUCACAGGCUCCCACUAUAGAUGAGGACUAUGCUUCUGUCUUUGAACCUAUGGAAGAGUUUGAGAGGAGCUUAGUCAAGAAAGAGAAUGAAAUAAGGAGUUUUAGGAAUAUGCAACUCAGAUCACCCCCAGACCUUAGCACUGGCUACUGGGCCCUUUCUUGUAAGCAGUACAAGAUUCCUCUUCUGGAGGUCCAUGUGAUUGAUAUGGAUGCUGUCGACCAGGGAAUGCUCAAGGUUCUGAUGACUGUCUUCUCCACCUCAGAGCACAUCCACCUCCGUCUAGACCACAGCAGUGGCUUUACUGAAAGCAUCCGACCAGCUCUUGAGCUGUUCAAGGCCUCUCUCACCGCGUGCUCCAUCAGCCGCUCAGAGCUCAGUGCAGCAGAACAGGAGCUACUGCUCACCCUGCCGUCCUUGGAAUCUCUGGAAGUCUUGGGGAAAACCAACCUGGAAGCACAGAUCUUUACUAAUUUGGACAAGGUCCCGACCCUGAGAGAACUGUCGGUGGAUCUCCAUUGUGAACUAAAUGUCUUCUCAAUCAUUCCUGAAGAAUUCCCGAACCUCCACCAUAUGGAAAAACUGGUGAUUCGAAUCUCAGCUGAAUAUAAAUAUGAUCCUUCCAAGCUAGUCAAGGUGAUUCAGAAUUCUCCAAAUCUUCGCAUUUUUCAUCUGGACUGUAACUUCUUUUCGGAUUUUAAUCCUCUCAUGACUGCACUUGCUUCCUGCAAGAAACUCGAAGAAAUUAAGUUUUCUGGAACAUUUUUUAAAGCCAACCCAUUUGUCAUCAUAUUGCCAAACUUUACUUCUCUGAAGAUUUUAAAACUUUCACAGCAACAGUUUCCAGAUAAGGAAGUAGCUGAGAAAUUUGCCUACACUUUAGGUUCUCUUAAUAACCUAGAAAAACUGAUCCUUCCUACUGGAGAUGGGAUUUAUCAAGUGGCUAAACUGAUCAUCCAGCAAUGCCAGCAGCUACGAUGUCUCCAAGGUCUCUCAUUUUUCCAGACGUUGAAUGACGACAGCGUGAUGGAGAUUGCCAAGGCAGCAAACAAUGGAGGUUUCCAGAAACUUAAGAGCCUAAAUCUUUCAAUCAAUCACAAGAUCACAGAGGAGGGAUAUAAGACUUUCUUUCAAGAACUGGAUAACCUGCCAAGCUUGCAGAAAUUGAAUAUCUUGAGGCAUUUCACAGAGUGUAUCAAAUCUCUCGCUCCAACAGUCAAGGCUUUGAGCCAGUGUGUGUCAAGACUGCCAAACCUCCUCAAACUUGACAUGUAUGGUUGGCUCCUGGAUGCAGAAGACAUCGCCUUGCUGGAUGCCGUGAAGGAAAGACACCCUCAAUCUAAAUGUUUAGUUAUUUCCUGGAAAUGGAAGCUGCCAUUUUCUCCAAUCAUUCAAAAGUAGAAUAUAAAUGGUUCUAAAGCUAAAAACUGCUGAAACAAUUCCAAGCACUUAAUUUUCCAAAAUCAUUUUAUUACAUAUUACAUACAAAAGAUAAAUGAUAAAAUGUGUAAAGCACAUUCUCCUACUAUUAAUAGAAAACCCUGCAUACUCAAUUACUCAGCUUAAUACAGCAUUACCUUUGAAGUUACUGAACCAUUCUCCCCAACUAAAAAUUGGCCCCGUCAACUUUAUAUAGCUAAGCCUUCAUCACUAGGGUCAAGUACCAAGUUUUCAAAUUAACGAUGGUAACAAUAGUAACAAAGUCACCAAGGAGGGGUUGGGGAGAGGAGCACUGAUCUAUCGCAAAGCAAUAAUAUGGAAAAUGUGCUCAAGUUAUACCUGAGAUGACUAAAGACAAAUGAAUUUCAUAUAUAGAUGAAAGGGGAGUUGACCUUAACAUAGGGUUACAUGAUUCAUUUGUGGAGUAAGAGAGAUAUUCCUUAGUCUUAAAAAGACUGGCUUUGUAUAUUUAAUUAACUGCGAUACACUAAGAUUUGCUUAUUUUCCCUUAAUGCUAUGCCAAUAUAAAAAAGGAAUAGGUCUUAGGGAGAGAUGCAUUUUUCUAGGGACUUUUGAUUUUAUCCAAAUGUUUAACAUUAUUAUACAGUUAAACAUGUUAAAGUCGAAACUUGUGUAAAGUAGAAAGCAGUCAAAGAAAAAAAAUGCAAAUAUUUUCCACCAAAAAGAGAGAGAAGUGGUUGGACUGCAACCUGUCAGAGGGGAAGCUGGUCAGGCCAGCAAACACAGCAGGCCCAUCAAGUUUGGACCUUCAUUGCAACCGCAUAAAAUACAAAGUAGAAUUUAGCAUUACCGAAAUGUCUCUGCUUCCCAGAGAAUUGAGUAUUAAUGCAUUUUUAUGCAACUCUGUUUGCUUGUGAGUUCAAUGUAUGCUUUAUUGUCAUUAGAAUUUUAUGACCCAUGAAAAACAUAUUUUUUUUCUCUUCAAUAACUUCAUAUUGAUCAAGGUAGAUUUGACACAUCUAGAUGCAUGUGUACGCCCAGAAUUUCUCUCCUACUAGUUAAAAAGCAGUUUUCUAAAGAUGAAGAGACAAUUCUAAAUUCAUGAUGCUAUGAUCAGUUGCAAAGCAACGAGUUUUAACCUAAUGUUUAUUUUUGCCAAGGAAAAAGUCCAUUGUGCUCAGCUAACCCCUAAGUAUGAAACAUAACUAUUUGUUAAACACAAGUUUGUAGCUACAUUAGGAUUUUCUAGGAGAUGUGAGAACAUUUUAACAGGGUUACUAGAAGAUAUUUUUACUUUUUUUUGGCUUUUCUGCUGUCUUUGAUUUUAUGAGUGCCUGUACUAUUCUUAUAUUUAAAAUAAAAUGUAAAACUGCUUUCACUAAAACAUUGUAGUUUUAAAUUAAAAGUGGCAAGGAGGAGUGGGGGGGCCAGCCCCCACCCGCUGAUUGCGGGCUCAGUAAUACUACCUCUG
Echinops telfairi (small Madagascar hedgehog) is the source of this 5575-nucleotide messenger RNA. RefSeq names its product NLR family apoptosis inhibitory protein (gene NAIP). Gene Ontology annotation, biological process: detection of bacterium; defense response to bacterium; pyroptotic inflammatory response. Gene Ontology annotation, cellular component: IPAF inflammasome complex. Gene Ontology annotation, molecular function: ATP binding; cysteine-type endopeptidase inhibitor activity involved in apoptotic process. The coding region runs from base 1 to 4104 and encodes 1367 amino acids. The record is from RefSeq and is a predicted model, not a curated record. The transcript is spliced from 14 exons. NCBI's taxonomy places the organism in Eukaryota, Metazoa, Chordata, Mammalia, Afrosoricida, Tenrecidae.